AAAAAAAAAAACCUAAAAACUGAUUCUGCGAAUGGCCGCCACCACCACCACCAAUCUAGGCGGAGGCGCUGGCGGAGACGAUCGAGUUCUCGCGACGGCUCAACAGAUCUUGAAAAGUUUAAAAGCUCCCAAAGAAGAUCGUGAAGACAUGCUAUUGAUCUUCUCCACCUUCGAUAACCGUCUCUCCGGCAUCACUGACCUAAUCAACGGCGACGAUUCAAAGUCCUCCGAUGAUGAAGACCUCGACCGUUUCGAAGCCGCCGAGAAAGUCAUACUCGUUGACGCUUCCAUCUCCACACAACCUUCUCGUCAAUCCACUUCGCUUUUCGAUCCUCCAAACGAUCCUGUCGAGUAUUUCACUGCCGUCGAUGAAAUUAUCCAGUGGAUGGAACACUUCUCGAUCGCGCCGCCGCAUCAAUCCACCGGAAGAACCGGUCAGAUCAUAUUGGACCGUGCUGAAAACGCGAUCCAGCUCGCGAUGUCGAGACUCGAAGACGAACUCCGUCACGUGCUGAUUUGUAACACCAUCCCUCCGGAUGCUGUUAGUCGCUACAGUACUAACCGGAGAAGUUCACUCUCUUUCAAUUCGCACGACGGCGCGAUCGAUGAUAAUUCUGAGAGCUUUGGUGAGGUAAGUGAUCCUGGUUCUCAUCGGUUUCAUGAACGUGGUGUGAGUCUUGGAGAUGAUUUGUUUGUUGAUUUGGUUCGUCCUGAAUCGAUUCUGAAUCUUAAAGAUAUUAUUGAUCGUAUGGUUAGGUCUGGUUAUGAGAGGGAGUGCCUUCAGGUUUAUAGUAGUGUUCGUCGUGAUGCUUUGGUUGAGUGUUUGGGUAUAUUAGGUGUUGAGAAGAUGAGUAUUGAAGAUGUUCAGAAGGUUGUGUGGAAGAGUUUGGAUGAGAAAAUGAAGAAUUGGGUGCAAGCUGUUAAGGUUGUUGUUGUAGUUUUGUUGAGUGGGGAGAAGAAGCUUUGUGAUAGUCUUUUUGGUGAAUUGGAUGAUUUGAAGGAGAUAUGUUUCAAUGAAACUGCGAAAGGUUGUGUUAUGCAGUUGUUGAAUUUUGGUGAGGCUAUUGCUAUUUGUAAGAGGUCUCCUGAGAAGUUGUUUAGGAUAUUGGAUAUGUAUGAGGCUUUGAGAGAUGCUUUGCCUGAUUUGCAGGAUAUGGUUUCGGAUGAGUUUGUGAUCACUGAGGCGAAGGGUGUGCUUCGUGGACUUGGUGAGGCUGCGAAAGGGACGUUUACUGAAUUUGAGAACUGUAUUCGGAAUGAGACUUCUAGGAAGCCGGUUUUAACUGGGGAUGUUCAUCCUUUGCCUCGUUAUGUAAUGAAUUACCUGAAACUGCUUGUGGAUUAUGGUGAUGCUAUGGAUUCGCUACUGGAAAUCAGUGAAGAGGAUAUUUAUCGCUUUAAAAAUGAUUUAGGUGGUGAUGAUUCCCAGUUAGAGACUUUGUCCCCUUUAGGACGACAAAUACUGUUGUUGAUGUCUGAACUUGAGUACAAUCUUGAUGAAAAAUCAAAACUUUAUGAAGACAUUGCAUUGCAGCAGGUGUUUUUGAUGAACAAUCUCUAUUACCUAGUGCGCAAAGUGAAGGACUCGGAUCUUAGAGCGGUAUUGGGAGAUGAUUGGGUUCGUAAACGCCGCGGCCAGGUACGACAGUAUGCUACGGGAUACCUCAGAGCCUCUUGGAGCAAAGCCUUGUCUUGUUUGAAGGAUGAAGGGAUCGGAGGGAGCUCUAAUAAUGCAUCAAGGAUGGCUUUGAAGGAAAGGUUCAAGAAUUUCAAUGCAUGUUUUGAAGAUAUAUACAGGAUUCAGACAGCUUGGAAGGUACCCGAUGAUCAGCUUCGCGAAGAGAUGCGGAUAAAUAUAUCAGAGAAGGUGAUUCCUGCAUACCGCUCAUUCAUGGGGAGGUUUAGCAGUCAGCUUGAGGGAAGGCAUGCAGGCAAAUACAUUAAGUAUACACCGGAGGAUCUAGAGACUUAUUUAUUACAUUUAUUUGAAGGAUCCCCUGCUGUAUUGCAUCACAUAAGAAGAAAGAGUACAUAGUAAAUUAUAAAAUAAGAUGCUUUUUACAGGUGAACUCAUUUUAUCAGGAUUAGUUGAAAAAGUUUUCUUGUGUCAUGUGUAUCUUCUACCUGGAUAGUCGUUUAUUUUACAGAUCUUAAUGUUAGAAUUGGAUUUUUCUCCUGCGAAUACUGUAAUAUCUUUUGUAUAUAUUCAUAAGUAGUGUCUCGCACAGCUUAUUUAUGUUAUCCUUCAUUACUAUACUUGUUGAAAUAGUUCUCUCAUACUUAUA
This is a messenger RNA of Cicer arietinum (chickpea), 2285 nucleotides long. RefSeq names its product exocyst complex component EXO70B1-like. Gene Ontology annotation, cellular component: exocyst. The record is from RefSeq and is marked validated. Lineage: Eukaryota; Viridiplantae; Streptophyta; Magnoliopsida; Fabales; Fabaceae. Gene Ontology annotation, molecular function: phosphatidylinositol-4,5-bisphosphate binding. Gene Ontology annotation, biological process: exocytosis.